AUCCGAUUCUCAAAUUCUCACGUUGAGAAAGGGUGGACAAUGGCUUACACGCUCCCAAAUGGAAUAAGGGAAGCUUUCAGAGCACUCUGGCCAAGAGUAAAUCCAGGCAAAGACCAGUUCUAAAGCUGGGGAUUAGUAUUCAAAGGUCUUGACCCUCCCACAGCUGCCCCCUCAAAGUGAGUGCUGGCUCUCCUGUGGCCCACCUCCCUACCCAAAGCUUUUGUUGGGGUCUCCCUCUUGGCAUAUGGAAUGGGUGACCAGAUUCUGGUCCCAGCCAGCCCCUGAUGCUGGCCUGGCCUUUUCAGAGUGGCGGGUAUGAUCUCAACCUCUUCACCAGCCCUCCCAACAGCAGCUUUGUGUGCUCUGUCUGCCACGGAGUUCUCAAGAGGCCAAUGAGGUUGCCAUGCAGCCACAUCUUCUGCAAGAAGUGCAUUCUCCGGUGGCUAGCCAGACAAAAGACCUGUCCAUGCUGCAGGAAAGAGGUGAAACGGAAAAAGAUGGUCCAUGUGAAUAAGCUCCGAAAGACCAUUGGCCACCUGGAAGUGAAGUGCAAGAACGCUGAAGCUGGCUGUUUGGUGACGUGCCCCCUGGCCCAUCGCAAAGGGCACCAGAACUCAUGCCCUUUCGAGCUAAUGGCCUGCCCCAACGCGGGCUGCACGGUGCCAAUAGCACGUGGGGCCUUGGCAGAGCACCUGCAGCAGUGCCAGCAUGGUGCCCAGCAGCACUGCACCGGGGGCUGCAGGACCACCCUGGACCCAGCGGAGCAUGGGCCCCACAACUGCCCCCAUGAGCUACACGAAGCCUGGGGGCAGCGCCGGGGGGGCAGCCAGACCCUGGUGCUGUGCCUGCUCCAGCACGUGCGCAAGGUGCACCACACCACCAGCCUCAUCUGCAGGCAGCUGGCCCAACUUGGAAACUUCCUGGAGAACGACGCACUGCUCCUCGGUGCCCAGCAAGAGGAUGUCGAGGCCACCCCACAAGGCAGCAUUGGGGCUGAGGUGUUGGGGGUCCAGGACCAAAGUACCUUAUAAAUUGAAGGAUAAAUAAACACGAGCCCUGAACUGGCUUGCUCCCGCCUUUUCUGUGCUGGCAGCCAGCCCUCCACCUCUGCAGGCACUACUCCCUUCACCCUGCAGGGACACUUUCUGGCCUCUCUCCCUCCACCUCUCCCAAGUCCUUUCCCACCGCUGGAUUUUAACACAGGCUGCUUUACCUCACUCUCCU
Molecule: messenger RNA, 1224 nt
Organism: Pipistrellus kuhlii (Kuhl's pipistrelle)
Lineage: Eukaryota; Metazoa; Chordata; Mammalia; Chiroptera; Vespertilionidae
Gene: RNF151
Product: ring finger protein 151
Exons: 3
Coding region: 285-1031 (248 amino acids)
Biological process (GO): regulation of canonical NF-kappaB signal transduction; protein K63-linked ubiquitination; positive regulation of JNK cascade
Cellular component (GO): plasma membrane signaling receptor complex
Molecular function (GO): ubiquitin-protein transferase activity; zinc ion binding
Source: RefSeq, a predicted model, not a curated record